Molecule: messenger RNA, 288 nt
Organism: Brugia malayi
Lineage: Eukaryota; Metazoa; Nematoda; Chromadorea; Rhabditida; Onchocercidae
Gene: Bma-ctc-1.1
Exons: 3
Coding region: 1-288 (95 amino acids)
Biological process (GO): electron transport coupled proton transport; mitochondrial electron transport, cytochrome c to oxygen
Cellular component (GO): membrane
Molecular function (GO): cytochrome-c oxidase activity; heme binding
Source: RefSeq, a predicted model, not a curated record
AUGGUUUAUCAAUCUUUUUUUAUUGGUGGUGGCCCAGGUAGUAGUUGGACUUUUUAUCCUCCUUUGAGUGCUGAAGGUCAGCCAAAAACUUACGGUUUUAUUUUUCUUUUUAAUGUUGGUGGUUUAAGUGGUAUUAUUUUAAGAGCUGCUAGUCUAGAUGUGGUAUUGCAUGAUACUUAUUAUGUUGUAGCUCAUUUUCAUUAUACUUUAAGUUUAGGGACUGUUUAUGGUAUUUUUUGUGGAUUUUGUUUAUAUCGUCGUGUAGGUUAUGGUUAUUAUAGUAAUUAA